Girardinichthys multiradiatus is the source of this 1721-nucleotide messenger RNA. Its product is annotated as potassium channel subfamily K member 5-like. The transcript has 5 exons. Gene Ontology annotation, biological process: stabilization of membrane potential; potassium ion transmembrane transport. Gene Ontology annotation, cellular component: membrane. The coding region runs from base 119 to 1471 and encodes 450 amino acids. The record is from RefSeq and is a predicted model, not a curated record. NCBI's taxonomy places the organism in Eukaryota, Metazoa, Chordata, Actinopteri, Cyprinodontiformes, Goodeidae. Gene Ontology annotation, molecular function: potassium ion leak channel activity.
UUUCCCAACCCCUGAUGGAAAAACCAGGAAGAAAAGAGAGAGGACCAAACAACAGCCCUCUGUUGGAAUGUGCCGCCGCUCGCCGCUCGGAGGAAGAGUAUGAAGUUAUGGCUUUAAUAUGGCUGACAAAGGUCCCUUUUUAACUUCGUGUAUCAUCUUCUACCUCUCGAUCGGGGCUGCGAUUUUUCAGAUUCUCGAGGAGCCAAACUGGAAAGCGGCUAGAGACAAAUAUAUCCAACAGAAGGAAGACAUUCUGAGGAGUAACCACGUCACAAAGGAAACCCUAGAUGAGAUCUUGAAGAUUGCGUCUGAGGCUGCAGGCCAAGGUGUGGCUAUCACUGGAGACAAUCACCGCAACACAUGGGACUGGGGCAAUUCUGUCAUCUUUGCUGCCACCAUCGUGACCACUAUAGGUUAUGGUAAUGUUGCUCCCAAGACAAAAGGUGGGCGUGUGUUCUGCAUCCUGUAUGGCUUGUGUGGGAUCCCUGUGUGUCUGGUCUGGAUAAGUACGCUGGGGUCCUUCUUUGGAGACCGAGCUAAACGACUGUCAGGGAUUCUUAUACAAAAGGGCGUUUCAGUGAAAAAAGUCCAGUUCACAUGUACGGCCUUAUUCCUUCUAUGGGGUUUGCUGGUGCACUUGGUGAUCCCUCCCUUUGUUUUCAUGUCUGUGGAAGGAUGGAGCUACCUGGAAGGGAUCUACUUCUCCUUCAUCACCCUCACAACAGUUGGCUUUGGAGAUUACGUGGCAGGUGUAAAUCCUGAUAUCCAAUACCCAAAACUCUACAGGGUAUUGGCAGAGUUAUGGAUUUACAUGGGACUGGCCUGGCUUUCUCUGUUCUUCAGCUGGAACGUCCACAUGGUUGUAGAAGCUCACAAAGUGCUAAAGAAGAAACGGCACCACAAGCACAGACGCAGACCCCUGUAUAACCUGGAACCAGACUCUGAAGAGGAGAAGCAAAAACAAGACAUGAAGCCGACUGUUGUUGACAUCUUCAACUUCCUUUCUGAGAAGGACGAAGACUACAGCACGGUCAUCAAAGAGAUUGGAAUUAAUGCAAGAAGAAGAAGACCACCAGAAAUCGUCAACAUUAACCGCUCCAAGAGCUGCAGUGACAUCUUGGCCAGCUACAUUCAGACCUUGGAACAUUCACCGCGGCACACGCAGCACAUCAGUUUAAGUGACGUGUUUGCAAAUGCAAAGGUGGAUGAAAGCGAACAAGAGGAAGACAAUGUUCUCAAGCAGGAAAACAUCAAAGAACCCACAUUAGAAGCAUGUGAAAAAACAGGCCACAAGGAGGACAAAAAUGAGGGUUCCUCUGAACCAGUAAAUGAUGGGAUCAUCUUCCCGGCACCUGACAGAGAGGCUGCAGAAGAAGAGAAAGUGCAGCAUCCUGGUGAUGGGGGGGCUCAAUUUACAAUAUCUAAGGUAGCAGAAAAUGAUUUGACAUCAGAUUUAGAUGAAAAGGGAUGAACGAUACUUGCUCCUUGGCUAAAGCACAAACAGAGAAGAUGUUUUCUGUUGUAUUUGUCUGCAUGGUCAAAAAGCCCAAGCAAAAACUCUAACACUAAUUUCAUGAGACUUUCAAGGGGAUGUUAAGCAAAUCAUCUUCAAACUUUAGAGUUGAUUUUAAUUAUAUUGCUAUUUGUUAUAGCAAGUAAUAUGUGCAUUGUUUGUUUAUUCUGGUAGAUAUCAAGACAAUAAACGACUAUAAAAAUCUAAA